Molecule: messenger RNA, 423 nt
Organism: Pedinophyceae sp. YPF-701
Lineage: Eukaryota; Viridiplantae; Chlorophyta; Pedinophyceae
Source: the annotation of a GenBank genome assembly
AUGAGCCACUACGCCGCGCUCCAGGUGCCCGAGACAGCCAGUGCUGACGAGAUACGGAGAGCCUUUCAGGACAUCGCCCUCAGGUGCCAUCCGGACAAGGCGGGGGCCGACGAGGACGUGGCCGCGCGGUUCCUUUCUGCACAGGCGGCGUACGAAGUGCUCCGGGACGCGGACAGGAGGGCCGCGUACGACAAGGAGCUCAGGUCCGAACGGAGGAGGGAAGACGUCGCAGUUUCCGACGAGCUGGACCUGGACGAGAUGGACGAGGCGGUGGAGGGCGGGGCGGCCGUGUGGCGCAGUCCGUGCCGGUGCGGCGACUGUUUCGAGGUGGCGGAGAGCGACCUGCAGCCCGACGCGAGCAACCUGCUCGUGCAGUGCGGGAGCUGCUCGCUGUACGUCCGCAUCCACUACACAGUCGCGUAG